ACAAUUUGCUUCUUCAAAGUGUACACAAAACAAAGCCCAAAAAAAAAAAUUUCAUAUAGUUCUCACUCUUUUGGAAAAAUUUUUAAAAUUUUCUGAAUAUUAUGGCGAUGAGUAUGCCACACCAGAUCGGUGCCUUAUCAGGAACACCGUUAACGGCGGAGACCGGCGGCGAAGUUCCGGCGAAGGGAAACACAACUGCAUCAGCUGUAUGGAGAACGCCGUUGACGAAUCUAAGAGUAUCGGUGCAGAAAACAGGAGCUGACGUGGACAUGUUGUCGCCGACGCCAUCUCCGCCGUUGAGUCCGUUGAAAGGAGGAAUGCGGCCGGAUUUAUCGGUAGCAUGUCAAGCACUAAUGGAAGCUCUGGCAGAAACGGCGGUGGAGAGAGAGCAUAGGCUCGGGAAUUCUCCGGAAAAAGGGAAAGGAGUGCCGGUGUUUGUUAUGAUGCCGUUGGACAGCGUGAAGAUGGAUCAUACGGUGAAUAGGAAGAAGGCGAUGAACGCGAGUUUGCAGGCGUUGAAGAGCGCAGGAGUGGAAGGGAUCAUGAUGGAUGUGUGGUGGGGAUUAGUGGAGAGAGACGCGCCGGGGGAAUACAAUUGGGGCGGUUACGCUGAGCUAUUGGAAAUGGCGAAGAAGCAUGGGCUCAAAGUCCAGGCUGUCAUGUCGUUUCAUCAAUGUGGCGGAAACGUCGGUGAUUCCUGCACGAUCCCUCUUCCAAGGUGGGUUGUUGAGGAGAUGGAGAAGGAUCCUGACCUCGCAUACACAGAUCAGUGGGGAAGGAGGAAUUAUGAAUAUGUAUCGCUCGGUUGUGACACACUUCCAGUUCUUAAAGGGAGGACUCCUGUUCAAUGUUAUUCUGAUUUCAUGAGAGGGUUCAGAGAUAGAUUUGAGAACCUGCUAGGGGACACCAUUGUGGAAAUUCAAGUUGGAAUGGGUCCUGCUGGAGAGCUUCGUUACCCAUCCUACCCCGAACAAGAUGGAACAUGGAAAUUCCCUGGAAUUGGGGCUUUUCAGUGUUAUGACAAGUACAUGAUCAGCAGCUUAAAGGCUGCAGCAGAAGCUUUUGGCAAGCCUGAAUGGGGACACACAGGUCCAACAGACGCUGGUCACUACAACAAUUGGCCAGAAGAUACCAACUUUUUCAGGAAGGAAGGUGGUGGAUGGGAUGGUCAAUAUGGGGAGUUCUUCCUCACUUGGUAUUCUCAAAUGCUUUUGAACCAUGGUGAGAGGAUAUUGCAAUCUGCCAAGGCAACAUUCGAUAACAAGGGCGUUAAGAUUUCGGUUAAGAUUGCAGGCAUUCACUGGCAUUAUGGAACAAGGUCCCAUGCCCCUGAGCUCACGGCUGGGUACUACAACACCCGUUUCCGUGAUGGUUACCUUCCCAUCGCCCAGAUGCUUGCCCGCCACGGUGCAAUUUUCAACUUCACAUGUGUUGAGAUGCGAGACCAUGAGCAGCCACAAGAUGCACAAUGUGCACCUGAGAAGUUGGUUAGGCAAGUGGCAUUAGCAACUCAGGAAGCUCAAGUUCCACUCGCUGGGGAGAAUGCAUUGCCACGAUAUGACGACUAUGCACAUGAACAGAUCCUUCAAGCAUCCUCAUUGGGUAUCGAUGAUCAAUCAAGUGACAGAGAGAUGUGUGCAUUUACAUACUUGAGGAUGAAUCCAGACCUGUUCCAUCCUGAUAAUUGGAGGCGAUUCGUCGCUUUUGUGAAGAAAAUGAAAGAAGGAAAGGACGUGCACCGUUGUCGGGAACAACUAGAGCAAGAGGCAGAGCAUUUUGUGCAUAUAACUCAGCCUUUAGUGCAAGAAGCUGCAGUCGCCCUUAUGCACUAAACAAAUCUUGGCUGUAAACUUGUGCAAAAUGGACGCAAAAUACCUUGUAGCAUGCAGUUUUUCAGUAUGUUACCGGGAUCUUAUCUUUCUCGUUCUUCUUAUGUUGUAAAACAUACUAUCGUGUAAUUUUUCAAACUCAGAUAUGUCUUAAUGAUAUGAUACAUAAUUCAGUAGUAGCUCCAA
Molecule: messenger RNA, 2015 nt
Organism: Nicotiana attenuata
Lineage: Eukaryota; Viridiplantae; Streptophyta; Magnoliopsida; Solanales; Solanaceae
Product: beta-amylase 1, chloroplastic-like
Exons: 4
Coding region: 102-1832 (576 amino acids)
Biological process (GO): polysaccharide catabolic process
Molecular function (GO): beta-amylase activity
Source: RefSeq, a predicted model, not a curated record